AUGCCGCGCUUCGAUCAAUUCCUGGCCUCGGCGCUUAGCCUUACGAACGAGAACUCGGCUGCAUUGAUAAAUACAAAAUUCGAUUUCACUCUCUUCAGAGUAGAGGCUCCAGCAGAAUUUGCACCGGUCGGUCCAGCACUUUCUGCUCGUCGCCGUUUGGAAGCUGAGACCGGUUCUGUCCAUCGAACAGCAAGACGACUGGCAGCUCUUUUCGAAUACAUCACCCCCUCGAAACCCCAUUUGGUUUCCGCAUAUGGAAGGCGAGUCAGUAGCAUUAUUUCUCACCGCAGUAUCAAUCCCCGUGGGUCAACCCAGGAUGGACCGUUUGAACCCUUCGUAGGAGCUGACGGUACUGCCAUGUGGGCUGCGGCUACAUCUGGCCCUGGAGCGAUCGGGAUGUACCUACUUGCUUGCAUGUUGGCACGAGCAUGGGAUUCAAGUCAGGCUGUCUCAAUUUGGGUCGAACUCGUCAAAACAAGAGCAAACGAAAUCCGGAGCGGAUUUGAAAAUGGAGAGCAUACUCCAACGACCACUCUAAUGAGCACAUUACAGGAUAUCAGCCGAGAAGAUUUGGCUCUUUGGGAUGCAAGUGCACGGUCCUGGCUGAGAAGUGCGGACCAAGCCAAGCAAUGGCACGUGAAGCAGCUGGAGCUUGUGACCAAGGACCUGAACAUUGCAUUCAGCCAGGGGCCGACAACCUACGCCAAAGUCAUUGCAGCGUGGACACAGGCAAUGGCAGGCAUGGAGGAUUUGCUCAAGGGUUUCCCACAGCAGAUAUCGGACGCCUCUAUACUACUCGCCUUCUCAGCGUGGCAUCUUUUUCCUGAUCUAAUAUUGCUGGCUGAUGGAGUCCUGAAGAUACCUUUCCGAGACGACCUAUUUCCUGAAAACGGUAUCGGCACAAUUGGGUUAUUGCCCGCUGACAAAUCUUCUCGUGGAAUUCAGUGGUCGUUGACCCUUUCCCACCUCCGAUACUACGGAGGAGCUGCGGAAGUCUCCAGUCUGGCGAGUCAGCCUCGGGUAUCAUUCGGAAGAGUGCGUCUUGCCGUCUUGGGCUGUUUGUUCUUCAAAUGGAGGCUCAACCGUAGAGAUUUUAUUGCAGCAGCAAAGUUUCUGAGUGGUCUUUGGGAAAUACUUAUCGAGAACGGCGACCGUCCCUUACAUCAGCCUGUAACUGAGCAAUUUCGAUGGCUCUACACAUUUAUACAAGCCUCAAACGAUCUUCUGCUUGCCCAGUCAAACAACACUCCUCUCUAUGAAGACUACUUGCGGAUUAUCGGCUUUGGGUAUAGACGCGGAAGAGAAUUCCUUGGACCUGCAGAGGAAACGAUCAAUCCAUUCUUUGGCUUGAACAACAGGCAUGUCGUUGAAGCUCUAAAAGCUGCUGAAGACCCUGAAUGUGGUGUUAACUUCCUUCGGUCUGUAGCACAAGCUUCCGGGGUAGAGCCGGGUAAUGCAAUAAUCCUAUGUGGACACUGGGAAGAGUUCGAGUCAAGCGUGAAGAAUCCAACUCUGUAUGAAUAUGCCACUGCACGCCCACACCAAAUAUUGGCGGAUGUGGUGGGCAAGGGCACUCAAGAGCUUGUCAACUUCUCGGCCCGCUGGUUCGAGCCUCAGAAGACUGGGGCUGGGGCGGGGGCUCUCCAACAGCGAAAACAUGCUAUCUCAAUGAAGGGAGAGCUAGUUAUCACUGACACAAGUGUGUCAAAGGAUGAUGGCAACAACCUACUAUGGUACAAUCCCCCCAAACUCUUCUCUCACUUGAAAUGCAACGCAAGCAAUACAACUUCACACACAACAUUGGACCAGAUUAGCACUCAGUCACUAGGUUGCGACUGUCUGACAGGAAAAAGUGACGAAAGAAUAUCUUUCACUCGUGGGCUAGGAUCAUAUCAUUGCGGUCUAUACUUAGCUCAGAGGAUCAACCUUUGCACUGAUAUUCGGAUUGAUCCAUUAUCCGCUUUGGAUGCUCUAAGAUCCAGCGCCCACAGAGGCACUUUAUGGAGUUACAUGUCCUCUUUGGCUCACAAGUCAUGGCGGCAGUCUACUGCAUACGGCUCCGAGGUUGGCGUUUCACUUGUUUCGAAGUCUUCAAAAUUCUCAUCCGCGAUGUGCCGGGCUCUACACAACCUUGCGAUUGCAGAUAUCGUUUUCGAGCCAGUCACCAACCCGACCAUACACCUGAAGUGUCUUUCUUCUCCCCUGCAUGAGGUAUCCUGGGCUCCGAAGAUCAUCCCACGUGAGGGCUCGAUGAUUCCCGAAAAUGACAGUGACAUUGUGCCUAUGCAAUGUCGAGUUCUAAAUAUCCAGAGCAGAAUGCACACUCCGAUAUGUUCGCUACCGACCCGUCAACAGGCACUAAGUUGUAUAAUUUUCUUCGAUUCGGGUUCUAUUGAUAUUGACCCCGAAGAGUUGACGGAAGUAUUGGCAGUGAGCGCGGGAAACUCUUUGUAUGCCCCUAGCUUCAUCCUCUCCGACCCGGCAAAGAUCGUUCCAGAGUACGGGUUCCGACAUAUCAUUGGAAAUAUCGGUCGAAGAGGUAUUUCAUUGCUUGUGACACACCAAGAUCCUCAAAUCAGACCCCUCGGCGAUGAUUAUAGAAUGGUCAAUCAUGCUCCAUACGAUUCCAAGCGGGAGGACAACUUCACAGGUACCUCUUUCCAUCUUUCAUUUACAGAAUAUGCGCAGCCAUUGGCCUCCCAAUUUGUCUCAAACAUUAUAGACCAAGAGGUCUACUUUGUCGGAUCCGUCCUCUCAGUUCGAGACAGAGGAAACUGGGUCGCUGAUCUUAACAUCCUCGAGGUCGAUUUCAAGGCUAUUACCAAGUUCAACAGGCGCGCCGACUGUACAUGUGGCGGUCAGCUUGAGACAUCCUCAAACACGGAUAUUACGUCCAUUGAUAGUUGGGAAGAGUUGCUUGACAGUCCAUCGUCCACUGCUAUUGUGCGUGCACAUGGAAAUUGGCCUGCUCGGCUCGCAGCCAUAGCUGUUUUGUUCCAGUGUGGGCAUGGCCACUGUGUUGGAAUAUUCGGCGAGGAACCGUUCUGCUUGAACUGCAUGCAACUUGAAAACGAGAAAUCCCUGGGCCGUGCAGGUUUCCAAGAGUAUGAGUCAAAUCUCCCUCAAUUCUGCAUCGAUUGA
This is a messenger RNA of Cladophialophora bantiana CBS 173.52, 3141 nucleotides long. RefSeq lists its product as uncharacterized. Lineage: Eukaryota; Fungi; Ascomycota; Eurotiomycetes; Chaetothyriales; Herpotrichiellaceae. Bases 1 to 3141 code for a protein of 1046 amino acids. The transcript has a single exon. The record is from RefSeq and is a predicted model, not a curated record.